AUGCAGGGGAAGGGGGACGCUCCCUCCGCGUCUCGCUCCGCGGCCGUGGAGGCUCCCUCGUCUCCGCAGGCGGCGGCGGGGGCAGAGGAGCCGCGCGGGUGGAGCGAGGCGCAGUUCCGGCACUAUAGCUUCGCGACGCGGCCCAUCGCCCGGCUGCGCCACGGGGACCCUCGCGCCGAGGAGCUGCUGGAGAACGAGGAGCCGGUGGUGCUCACCGACACCAAUCUGGUCUAUCCCGCCCUGAAGUGGGACCUGGAUUACCUUCAGGAGAACAUUGGGAGCGGGGACUUUUCGGUGUACCGAGCCAGCACCCACAAGUUUCUGUACUACGAUGAGAAGAAGAUGGCAAACGUGAAGAACUUCAAACCGAAGUCCAGCAGAGAGGAGAUGAAGUUCAGGGAUUUUGUGGCGCAGCUCCAGGAAAUCGAGCAGCAGGGAAGCGGAGAAAGGUUAUAUCUCCAGCAGACCUUAAAUGACACAGUUGGGAGGAAAAUUGUGGUAGAUUUCCUGGGCUUUAAUUGGAAUUGGAUUAACAGACAGCAGGCAAAGCGAGGCUGGGGUCAGCUGACAUCCAACUUGCUACUGAUUGGCAUGGAAGGGAAUGUGACACCAGCUCACUAUGAUGAACAGCAGAAUUUCUUUGCUCAGAUUAAAGGUUACAAACGAUGUAUUCUGUUUUCACCUGAUCAGUUUGAAUGCCUUUAUCCCUAUCCCGUGCACCAUCCAUGUGACCGGCAGAGCCAGGUUGACUUCGACAAUCCCGACAAUGAGAAGUUUCCUAAUUUCCAGAACAUAGUUGGCUAUGAGACCGUAGUUGGCCCAGGCGAUGUGCUUUAUAUUCCCAUGUAUUGGUGGCAUCACAUUGAGUCAUUGCUGAAUGGAGGAAUUACUAUCACUGUAAACUUUUGGUACAAGGGUGCCCCAACCCCUAAAAGAAUUGAAUACCCCCUAAAGGCUCAUCAGAAAGUGGCUGUAAUGAGGAACAUAGAGAAAAUGUUGGGGGAGGCCCUUGGAAAUCCACAAGAGGUGGGUCCCUUGUUGAAUAUGAUGAUCAAAGGGCGGUAUGACUAAUCUUGGGCUUCUGCAGGAUGUCAGAGCUGUUUCACAUACAUGUGGAAGAUAUCAAGCGCUAAUAUUGCACACAGCACUUAAAAACAGACAGAUUCCUAGUCCAGCUCUGAUCCACUCUUCCCCAGUCUAGGGGAAUGACUAGAACUCCGAAAUGUUCCAUUCAUCCCUUUUUCAGCUUCACCAGACCUUACAGAAUAAUUCAUCCUUACUAAGGAAGAACUCGGCACCAGUAACUCUGUGUUCCCUGCCUGCCUAGAUACAACAGUUGGCACCUGGUACUUGAUGAUAUUUAUUCGUGAUAACAUCUUUGUAAUUGCCUACAUGAGAACUAGAGGAGCAAUUUUGAUUUUCUCUCUAUAAUUCAGUGUUAGGAAUCAACUUGGAUAACUUCCAACUUUAAAUCAACUCAUCUCUAUAAUUAGCAUAUUUUCUUAAAGGCAACCUUUUCUUUGAUAUUGCAAUUUCUUAAAGCCCAUUGAAGGAUACAGAUAAAUGAAGGACAUAAGUGAUGGAGACCUUAAGAGCUUUUAAAUCCAGUGUGUCAGUUUGUCAUAAACAAUAUAUUGAUUUCUAAUUCUAUAAAACUAGGCCAACACGCCUAUGUAUACAAAUGGACUUUUUUCCACUCAGGACGUUCAUAGAAUUGGACAAGCCAUAGCGAGUGCCCUUUGUUAAUAAAACUUGUGUGUCAUAUUUUUCACUUAACCAUGCAUGGUUAUACUAAUUCAUUGCACUUUGCCUUCUGUAUGCCAGAUUAUGUGACAGAUCAGUUGGUGAAGAAAGGAGAGCAGUAAAGCUAUAACAACAAGCUUUUUUCGCCAUUUUGCUCUUUCAUAUGUUUGGAAAGAUGUGAGUGUGGGCUUUGUGAUUGUAUUUCAUUAAGAUAGGAGUGCAGAUUUUAGAGUUUAACUCCCAGAUAACCAAGGAACAAUUGCUUCAUUUGCCGUGAAGUCACUGUUCUAUGAAAUGGAGAGUUCUGAAGACCCACCCUUAGGGAUCGUUUUUUUCCAGCAAGAUAGGUUAUAGCUAGAUUCUGGGAGAACAUCUAGAUGUAACAACCUGAGUUUCUGGGAUUCCCUCCACUCCGGCCUACUGUGAAUUCUAUAAACAGCUGAAGAAAUGUCAAAAGCUAGGAUUUCUCAACUUCCACAAGGUGUGUGUCUUGAAUGGAACCUGAAAAUGCCAUGGAGCUUUGUUAUGAGUGAAGCCUUUGAUUUGAUGUAGCUACAAGCCACAGGGAGGCAGCAGAAGACCAGCGUUCCUGAUGCUAUCUCAUACAGACCAGGAAGAAGGUGGCUUUUAGAGAACAAAAUUGGACUUGAUGAAUAGUAAUAUCAAUAAAAUCAUUGUUCCUGUGGCUGAAACAAA
This is a messenger RNA of Python bivittatus (Burmese python), 2439 nucleotides long. It is a transcript of the gene HIF1AN, whose product is annotated as hypoxia inducible factor 1 subunit alpha inhibitor. Gene Ontology annotation, molecular function: peptidyl-histidine dioxygenase activity; [protein]-asparagine 3-dioxygenase activity; ankyrin repeat binding. NCBI's taxonomy places the organism in Eukaryota, Metazoa, Chordata, Lepidosauria, Squamata, Pythonidae. The record is from RefSeq and is a predicted model, not a curated record. Gene Ontology annotation, biological process: negative regulation of Notch signaling pathway. Gene Ontology annotation, cellular component: cytoplasm; nucleus.